ACCUUAUUGUGGAGGAUAUUUGUUUUAUUGGUUUGAGUUUUGUUAAUUUUUCUGUUUCUCAUGUUAAAAGGGGAGGGAACACGGUUGCUCAUUGGGUUGCUAGAUUAAACCCCGAUAAUGGGGUGGAACAAGUAUAUUAUGUGGAUGUCCCGCAAGGUGUUUUAACCUUAGCGGAGCUUGAUUUGUCUUAAUAAAUGUGGCUCCUUUUCCCCUAAAAAAAAUUUGAGCAACGUUUUCGCGGGAGCAACUCAGGAAGUCAACAAUGUCGCUUCACUCAGCAUUCAGAGAAAGGCUUCGAGAUAUGGAGAACACUCGCAAUCUGAGACUCUCUCUCCUCCAGGACGAAAAAGAUCUACAAAGGAGUAAAUCUCUUUUAUUAUCAGCUAAACAUGCCAAAAUCCGAUUAUUGGAGCAGAAAUGCUUGAUUUUAGAUCGCAAAUUUGCAUCCGACAACUUCAAAAUAUCUUCUCUCAAAUGUGAAAUUGAAUUCCUCGAUCGGAAAUAUGAAACCUGCGCUCAACAAUUAAGGGAUUUGAAAGUUAAGGUAGAGGAGCUUGAGGAAUUGACAACGGAGAGAGAAAAAUUUUACGCUGUUAAAUGCUCUGAAAUGUGCGAUUUUAAGACUGAGAUUCAGAAGUCUGUUGAAGAAAUCAGUAACAGAAUCAAUGAAUUGAGCUCAAUCUAUGCCACUUAGGACUUCAAGAGAGGAACCGCAAGGAAUUAAACCAUGACAUAGAAGCUGCUGAGAUGAGAAAAUCAGAACUUUUGCUUUGAAGCAAAAGGUGAACAGUAGCCUGGAAUCUAAUAAAGAAUUGAGAGCAGAGUUGCAAGAGCAGCUUCAGAGUUUGAGGUGAUAGAUAAAAGUAGACUCUCAUGUGCAUACCAGAGAAGAAAGAAGUAAGUGUUACCAUAGAGAGACACCAUAGUCCAUUUCCUACAAUCAAUGAAUCUUGUUCAGCAUAAAUACUGUUAGAUGUUCUUGAUUAAGGGGGGUGUUCUAUAGAAAUGUAAUCUCCUGUAAGUUCUCGGUAAGUGAGUUUCUUGAGAAAAAAGAAAAGAAAGAAGAGUUGCCUGAUAGAACUGAAAUUAUCAAAUCUCAACGCGGCAAUAAGAGUACUUAUUAUGCA
This is a messenger RNA of Beta vulgaris subsp. vulgaris (sugar beet), 1127 nucleotides long. RefSeq lists its product as uncharacterized. The transcript is spliced from 4 exons. NCBI's taxonomy places the organism in Eukaryota, Viridiplantae, Streptophyta, Magnoliopsida, Caryophyllales, Amaranthaceae. The coding region runs from base 263 to 694 and encodes 143 amino acids. The record is from RefSeq and is a predicted model, not a curated record.